AUGACGUUUCGAUCUUCUUUUACACCCUCGUCUGAUGGGACCGGGGACUUCGUCAGGCUGAGGCUAGCCUACUUCAGCAAUGAGUUCCCUCACGACAACCUUCAAGAUCUCUUCAGGCGCCUAUGGACGCAGAGCAAGACCAGAGAUCAUCCCAUCCUGGCCCAGUUUAUCAACGACGCCACCUUGGCGCUGCGUGAGGAGAUCCGUGGGCUGCCCGCCUCUCUGCGAUCCCUGAUCCCCCCCUUUCAAACCAUCUUCAACCUUGUCGACGACCCUGAACUGCGAAAGGGUCAGCUUUCCGGAUCGAUAGACGGCGUGCUGCUUCUCGCUGUUGAGCUGGGUGCUUUUAUCGGAUACUACGAGAGGCAUCCCGAGCAGUACAACAUCGAUGCAGCCAGUAGCUAUCUUGCUGGGCUGGGAAUUGGCUUGUUGGCCACUGCUGCCGUCUCGCUCGCUUCCCAAGUGGUCGACCUGCCCAUUGUCGGAGCCGAAAUCGUCCGCACCGCGUUCCGUCUGGGAGUUCUGGUGGAUGAGGUCUCGCAGAAUCUGGAACCGCGAAAUCCGACGGAUUCGGGACCUGCGGAUACUUGGGCGUACGUGGUACCUGAUGUCACACCUGAGCAAGUACAGAAGGAGUUGGAUGCGAUUCAUGCGAGAGAGCAAACACCCGAGGCCAGCACCGUUUUUAUCAGUGCUCUCAGCGCAACAUCGGUGACGGUCAGCGGCCCCCCCGGAAGGUUGAAGCGCAUCUUCCUGGUGUCCGACUUCUUCCGCGACACUCGGUCCAUCGCCUUGCCGGUGUAUGGAGGCCUGUGUCACGCAAAGCACAUCUACAACGAGAAACACGCCCAGGAGGUCGUACGUGUCAGUGCCGAGAAGCUGGGCGGCCAUAUUACUAAACUGGUUCCCGGAAUUCCUGUUCUUUCGACGAGCACCGGGCAGCCAUUCCUGGCGACAGAUGCCGCGGGCUUACUGGAGGAGAUCAUCACCGAGAUCCUGACUCAGAAAAUCCAGUGGGAUAAUGUAGUCAACACCUUGGUUGACAGGGCGUCGCAGCCCGGCGUCGUCCAGUUCCAUGUGCACGCUUUCCGUACCUCGCUCCCCAUCCGAGACCUGACCACGGCUGUGACAUCCACUCUGUCCCAGGAGUCCCAGGAAUCCCAGGCGGCCGAAUCAACGACAACGACAACGGCAACGACAUCGACGACGACCGAUCUGCUGCAGUGGCUUACCGAGCCGUCUCUUGUGAACUCAUUCUCCCCUCGGGGCACGAGUCAGAGCAAGAUCGCCAUCGUGGGUAUGUCGUGUCGGAUGCCUGGCGGCGCGACCGAUACUGACAAGUUCUGGGACCUUCUGGAGAAGGGGCUCGACGUGCAUCGUACCAUUCCCGCGGACCGGUUUGACGUUGCAACCCAUUACGAUCCCACCGGAAAGCGGGUGAACACCAGCCAUACGCCGUACGGGUGUUUCAUUGACGAACCUGGCCUGUUCGACGCGCCCUUCUUCAACAUCUCGCCGCGCGAGGCUCAGCAGACGGACCCGAUGCAACGUUUGGCCCUGGUCACGGCGUAUGAGGCCUUGGAACGGGCGGGCUAUGUUGCGAACCGUACGGCCGCCACCAACCUUCAUCGAAUUGGUACCUUUUACGGACAGGCCAGUGAUGAUUAUCGUGAGGUGAAUACGGCCCAGGAGAUCAGCACCUACUUCAUUCCCGGCGGUUGCCGGGCCUUUGGCCCCGGCCGUAUCAACUACUUCUUCAAGUUCUCUGGGCCGAGCUACAGCAUUGAUACUGCUUGCUCUUCGAGUCUUGCCACGAUCCAGACUGCCUGCACAGCACUCUGGAACGGCGAACUUGAUACUGCCGUUGCAGGAGGCAUGAACGUCCUCACCAACUCGGAUGCCUUUGCCGGUCUCAGCCACGGUCACUUUCUCUCCAAGACCCCUAACGCUUGUAAAGCGUGGGACAGUGAAGCCGAUGGUUACUGCCGUGCUGAUGGAAUCGGGUCUAUCGUUUUGAAGCGCCUGGAAGACGCCGAGGCCGACAAUGACAACAUCCUCGGCGUGAUCCUCGGUGCCGCGACCAACCAUUCGGCUGAGGCUGUGUCUAUCACACACCCCCACGCGGGUGCCCAGGCCUAUCUCUCGAACCAGGUACUUGCCGCAGCAGGGAUCAACCCUCUCGAUGUGAGCUAUGUCGAGAUGCACGGGACCGGCACGCAAGCAGGUGACCGCGAGGAGAUGCAGUCCGUCACGAGCGCGUAUGCACCUGUGACCAACCGCCGUAGCUCCAAGCACCCGUUGUAUAUCGGCACCGUCAAGGCAAACGUGGGCCACGGCGAGGCUGUCGCCGGUGUCACAGCCCUCCUCAAGGUCUUGCUCAUGCUCCAGAAGGAGGCGAUACCGCCCCACGUGGGUGUCAAGAACGGGCUCAAUCCGGCUCUACCCAAGGAUCUAGACAAGCGGAAUGUCCGCAUUCCGUGGGAGAAGACACCCUGGGAGCGGAACCCCGACCGGAAACGCAUCGCGGCCGUCAACAACUUCAGCGCUGCAGGCGGUAACACCACGGUUCUCAUCGAAGAAGCCCCUCUGAGGCUGCAGCAGGCCGAAAGCCAGCCAGAUCCCCGCGGCAACACACAUGUGGUUGCCCUAUCGGCCAAGAGCAAGGUGUCCCUGCGAGGGAACCUGGAGCGGUACCUCGCCUAUCUCGACAAGCACCCGGACGUGUCGCUGUCCGACCUGUCAUACACCACCACAGCGCGCCGGCACCACCACAACCACAGGAUCGCAGUCGCCGUCUCCUCUGUCGACCAGCUCAAUAAACAGCUCACCACCGCUCUGGACUCAGUCGACACCACCCUGAAGCCCAUACCCGCUACCGGCCCCCCCUCAGUCGUCUUCGCCUUCACCGGCCAGGGCUCAGCGCACAAGUCAUCAAACCUGCAGCUAUUCCACACCUCACCCACCUUCCGCACGCAGAUCCUUCACCUCGACGCCCUCGCCCAGCAGCAGGGAUUCCCGACUUUCAUCCCAGCCAUCGACGGCUCCCACCCGCAGGACCACGCGCAUUCCCCCGUGGUCACCCAGCUCGCCCUAGUCUCUACCGAAAUCGCACUCGCCAAGUACUGGGCCACUCUGGGAAUCAAGCCCGACGUAGUCAUCGGCCACAGCCUGGGCGAGUACGCGGCGUUGCAGGUUGCGGGCGUGCUCUCGGCCAACGAUGCUGUUUUCCUCGUUGGCCGGCGAGCCCAAUUGCUCGAACAGCACGCGCAGGCUGGGAGCUACAGGAUGCUGGCUGUGAGAGCCUCCCUCGCCCAGGUGGAAGAAGUAGCCGGAGAGAAGCCGUUCGAAGUCGCGUGUGUGAAUGGCCCGGCCGAGACGGUGCUCAGCGGAACGGAGGCCGAGAUGCAGGCUUUGGUCACACCGCUGGAAGCCGCCGGGUACAAGAGCACCAUUCUCGACGUGGCGUUUGCGUUUCACUCGGCGCAGAUGGACCCGAUUCUGGACGAGUUUGAGGAACUGGCGCGGGCUGGUGUUAUUUUCCACGCGCCGAAUGUCCCCGUCAUCUCGCCGCUGCUUGGCAAAGUGGUGUUCGACGACAAGAGCAUCAACGCCGAGUACGUGCGCCGCGCGACCAGGGGAACGGUUAACUUCCUGGCUGCGCUAGAGGCCGCGCGGGAGAUCGACAUCAUUGACGACUCCAUGGCCUGGGUGGAGAUCGGGCCCCAUCCGGUGUCAUUGAACUUUGUCAAGGCGGCACUGCCGUCCACGAGCAUCGCCGUGCCUUCGCUGCGCCGGGGCGAGGACAACUGGCUGACGCUGGCACGGAGCCUGGCAAGCCUGCAUCUGGCGGGGGUUGAGAUCAGCUGGAACGAGUUCCAUCGGCCGUUUGAGAAGCAGCUGCGUCUGCUGGACUUGCCUACGUACAGCUGGAACGACAAGACGUACUGGAUCCAGUACAACGGUGAUUGGGCAUUGACCAAGGGGAACACUUUCUAUGACGAGGAGAAGAAGCAGGCCCAGAAAGCGGUGGCUGCUUCCCCGUCUCCCGCCAGCUUUCUCACGUCGACCGUCCAGCACAUCAUCGAGGAGACCUACGCUGGGUCAUCGGGUACGGUUGUCAUUCAGUCUGACCUUGCCCAGGCCGAGUUCCGGGCCGCCGCGUAUGGGCAUAAAAUGAAUGGGUGUGGAGUGGUGACGUCGUCUAUCCACGCCGAUAUUGCAUUCACCCUGGGCGAAUACCUCCACGGCAAACUCAUCAAACGCAAGACCAAGCCGCUCAUGAACAUCGCCAACCUUGAAGUCCUCAAGGGGCUCGUCGCACGGAAAUCCACCACCACCCCGCAACUGAUCCGCGUGUCCCUCAGCACGGCCGAUAUCAACACAGGCGUUGCACAGCUGCAUUGGCAUAACGUCAACGACGACACAGGAGCCUCCGAAGAACCCUUCGCCAGCGCAACCCUGUAUUUCGCCGACGACGCCACGCCCUGGCUGCGGUCCUGGUCCCCCCUCACCCACCUAGUCCAGGGACGCAUCGACGCGCUCGAGCAGCUCGCAGCCGACGGCGUGGCCAACCGCUUCUCGCACGCCAUGGCCUACCGCCUGUUCGCCGCCAACCUAGUCGACUACGCCGACAAGUACCGCGGCAUGCAGUCCGUGGUGCUGCACGAACUCGAGGCCGUGGCCGACGUGACGCUGACGCGCGACGCGGGCCGCGGCGUGUGGACGGUGCCGCCUUUCUUCAUCGACAGCGUGGCGCACCUGGCUGGGUUUGUCAUGAACGUGUCUGACGCCAUCGACACGACGGCUAACUUUUGUGUUACGCCCGGCUGGGAGUCGAUGCGCUUUGCGGUGCCGCUUGUUGCCGGCGGCCAGUUCCGCUCGUACGUCAAGAUGAUCCCUACCGCCGAGGACCCGACCGUCUAUCUGGGGGAUGUCUAUAUCCUGCAGGAGGGAGUCAUCGUCGGCGUGGUCGGGGGCAUCAAGUUCCGCCGGUACCCUCGCCUGUUGCUCAACCGCUUCUUCUCGGCCCCUGACGACGCUUCUGCUCCUGCUGUGGCGUCUCAUUCUUCCUCCAGCAAACCGACGGCCGCACCGCAGAAACAGGUUGCCGUGCUACCGGCCCCUGUGCCGGUGCCUGUGCCUGUGCCUGUGCCUGUGCCAUCUUCGGAGCCCCUCAAAGUGACCCCAGCGCCCGCUCCCGCUGUUGCUCCCGCUCCUACCCCGGAGCCUGCUGUUGACAUUGACAGCGAUAGUACGGCGGUCAAAGCCCUUCUCCUCGUGGCUGACGAGGCCGGCCUAGAGCUCGCGGACCUCAAGGACGAGGCGUCCUUCCCCAACCUAGGCAUCGACAGCUUGAUGAGCCUAGUGAUUGCUGAGCGGUUCCGCGAGGAGCUGGGCAUCACCGUCGGCGGCAGCGUGUUCCUUGAGUAUCCGACUGUGGGCGAUUUGCGCUCUUGGUUGGUGGAGUAUUACAGCUAG
Dichotomopilus funicola is the source of this 5478-nucleotide messenger RNA. Its product is annotated as Non-reducing polyketide synthase aptA. Gene Ontology annotation, biological process: fatty acid biosynthetic process; secondary metabolite biosynthetic process. The coding region runs from base 1 to 5478 and encodes 1825 amino acids. The record is from RefSeq and is a predicted model, not a curated record. Lineage: Eukaryota; Fungi; Ascomycota; Sordariomycetes; Sordariales; Chaetomiaceae. The transcript is spliced from 4 exons. Gene Ontology annotation, molecular function: 3-oxoacyl-[acyl-carrier-protein] synthase activity; phosphopantetheine binding; fatty acid synthase activity.